Molecule: messenger RNA, 1317 nt
Organism: Metarhizium robertsii ARSEF 23
Lineage: Eukaryota; Fungi; Ascomycota; Sordariomycetes; Hypocreales; Clavicipitaceae
Product: V-type ATPase
Exons: 7
Coding region: 1-1317 (438 amino acids)
Biological process (GO): proton transmembrane transport; ATP metabolic process
Cellular component (GO): proton-transporting V-type ATPase, V1 domain
Molecular function (GO): proton-transporting ATPase activity, rotational mechanism; ATP binding
Source: RefSeq, a predicted model, not a curated record
AUGGCAGAUGCGCGAGAGCCCUCCUAUUCGGUGCGACCGAGGGUGCAGUAUAAUACCGUCAAUGGCGUUAGUGGUCCCCUCGUCAUAGUAGAAAAUGUCAAGUUUCCAAUAUAUGAUGAAAUCGUCACCUUGACCCUUGGAGAUGGAUCUGAGAGGUCGGGCAAGGUGUUGGAAGGACGAGGCGACCGAGCCGUCGUUCAAGUUUUCGAGGGCACGUCUGGAAUAGACGUCAGCAAGACCAAGGUUAGGUUCUCGGGUCAAAGCAUGAAACUUGGUGUAGCAGAGGACAUGCUGGGACGUGUAUUCGAUGGGUCUGGCAAAGUAAUCGACAAAGGGCCAAAGGUGCUCCCCGAAGAUUAUAUCGAUAUUAAUGGGAGUGCUAUCAAUCCCUAUUCUCGGGAAUAUCCCGAAGAAAUGAUAUCAACUGGUAUUUCCGCUAUUGAUACCAUGAACUCGAUUGCCCGUGGUCAAAAGAUUCCCAUUUUCUCGGCCUCUGGGCUACCGCAUAAUGAGAUUGCUGCCCAGAUAUGCCGACAGGCGAGUUUAGUUAAACAUCAUGGCGUCACUAAUAAAGGCGUCCACGAUGGCCAUGAAGACAACUUCUCGAUUGUGUUCGGUGCCAUGGGGGUAAACCGAGAAACAGCUAGGUUCUUUACUAGGGAUUUUGAGGAAAAUGGAAGCAUGGAGCGUGUCACCCUCUUUCUGAACCUAGCAAAUGAUCCCACAAUCGAGCGCAUCAUCACCCCCCGACUGGCUCUUACAACCGCCGAGUUCUUUGCUUACCAGCUUGAAAAGCAUGUUCUCGUAAUUCUUACCGACAUGACCGCCUACUGCGAGGCCCUCCGCGAGAUCUCAGCGGCAAGAGAGGAAGUGCCCGGUCGCCGUGGGUUCCCCGGGUCCAUGUAUACUGAUUUGGCAAGCCUCUAUGAGCGCGCUGGUCGUGUUACUGGGCGAAAAGGCUCCAUCACGCAAUUACCAAUUCUUACCAUGCCGAAUAACGACAUCACUCACCCCAUCCCCGAUUUAACUGGUUACAUCACAGAAGGCCAGAUAUUUAUUGACCAAUCCCUUCACAAUCGAGGCAUUUAUCCGCCAAUCAAUGUUUUACCAUCCCUCUCUCGUUUAAUGAAGUCUGCUAUUGGAGACGGCAUGACAAGAAAGGAUCACGCUGAUGUCUCAAACCAAUUAUACGCGAAGUACGCUACAGGUAAAGAUGUGGCCGGAAUGAGAGCUGUAGUUGGGGAAGAGGCUCUCUCUGCAGAAGAUAAACUAGCGCUUGAGUUUCUUGAUAAAUUCGAGAGGCAAUUCCUUAGUUAA